Solenopsis invicta (red fire ant) is the source of this 2194-nucleotide messenger RNA. Its product is annotated as N(G),N(G)-dimethylarginine dimethylaminohydrolase 1. Gene Ontology annotation, biological process: arginine metabolic process; positive regulation of nitric oxide biosynthetic process. Lineage: Eukaryota; Metazoa; Arthropoda; Insecta; Hymenoptera; Formicidae. Gene Ontology annotation, molecular function: dimethylargininase activity; amino acid binding. The record is from RefSeq and is a predicted model, not a curated record. The transcript is spliced from 6 exons. The coding region runs from base 230 to 1096 and encodes 288 amino acids.
GUGCAAGGCAAUCGUUAUAAGCGGCCGCCUUAAUUCGAAGCGAGAAUUUCCUAGCGACACAUUGCUCCGCGAAAUUCCUAGCGGCUCGCAGCUGGCACCGCUGCUGGUAGACCCGCUGCGCGCUCGUCGACCCGUCAUUUCGCGUCGUACGUCAAAUCCCGGGCGCGCGACGUGCGUCUAACGUCCUGCUCGUGCCCUCGUCGGCGAGAGAAUCGCAGACCCUCGCAACAUGCCGCUGCACCGAUACACGCACGCGAUCCUCUGCAGGAUCCCGCUGUCGCUGCGCACGCGGGGCGAGGUGACACUGGACGAGGCUAGGACGCAGCACCUGGCUCUGGCGCAGCUUCUCCGUGAGCUCGACAUCGACGUCGUCGAGAUGCCGCCCGACGAAAACUCGCCGCUCUGCGUCUUCGUCGAGGACAUCGCCGUCGUCUGCAACGGCAUCGCCCUGAUCGCCCACCCGAGUGAGCCGUCUCGCCUCAAAGAGCUUGAUACCAUCAGAGCUGUGUUGAAGAAAGAGUUAGAGAUACCACUAAUAGAGAUAAGCGACAAGAAUGCUCGUUUAGAUGGUGGAGACGUGCUUUUUACUGGUAGAGAAUUCUUUGUUGGGCUAUCUCAUUUUACAAAUGAAGCAGGAGCACGAGCAGUUGCUGCCGCAUUCCCAGAAUAUCCUUGCGUGCCUAUCAAGGUGGGUGAUGGUGGCGAAGAGGUGAUAGUGGAGAGUCUUACCUCAGCCCCUCUUCAGGUGGCUGAAUCCAAACGCCUGAAAUCAUUGGUUACAAUGGCCGGUCCAGAUGUUAUAUGUGUAGGGGCAGGAAAAGAAUCUCAAGAAGUUCUCAAGAGAAUCGAGCGAGAGGCAACGUACAAUUACCAAACAUUAACUGUGCCCGAGGACGUGGCUGCCAAUGUGCUCUACGUGAACGGCACGCUUAUUCAUCGGUCGGAGGAUGAGAUCCCACAAUCGAGUAAGGUAUUCGCCGAGAAGGUGGAGUUCCCGACCAGAUCGCUGCGUUUGUCUGAAUUGGCGAAAGUUAGUUCCGGUUUGUCCUCCUGUUGCUUGUUGGUGCGCAGACCGCGGCACAUCCGUAGCAUUUAAACAUGAAAAGAGAAUAAGAUCUUGCGAUGUAAUCGCAAUUUAUUGCCACCAGUGCUAUCCGCGAAACACGAAACGUAAAUCCAAGUUUUCUUCUCUUGUCAAAGAAUUCGCGGAGAAAUACAAUACAUGACAAUGGCGAUUCGUCAUCUUGACGUUUUGAUAAGUAUUUUUUUUUUAAAUAAUUUAAAAUGUUACUGUAUUAUUUUAUAUCUUGCAAAGAGAAAAUAUUUCAAGAGAUUAAUAUAUACAUAUGUAUACACACACACACGUACACAUACAUACACACACACUCAUGAACUUCCCGAUUCAAUCGUACACACUUGAUAUUUCACUCGCUCCAAGAGGCAAAAGCGCGGUUAAAUUACGUUGAUACAUAAACGUAUAUAAUUUUUAUAUAUUUAGAGUAGGAAAGUAAUAUAUUUAAAUUUUAUGUUAUUUAUGUUUAUGCUUUUUGCAAGAUAAUCUCUUUAUUCUUGUCAUUUAUUUAAAUAUUCGUUAUUUUAUGACUUUUAUUUCCAGCUGCAGCUACAGAGUUUUACUUGACUAGUAUUUUCAAGAAUUUUUAUUUUAUUUAUUGUUUAUUUUAUGCAUUUUUUUCCUAUGAUAUUCCAAAAAGUAUAUUAUAGAGUAAGGCUACAGAGUUACAUCUUAUAGUUCUCAACAGGAUUGAUCUUUGCAAAUAUGGCACGUAACACAAUAUGGCACAAAUCCGAUUUUAUAAUAUAUAUAUAUAUAUAUACACUAUAUAUAUAGAAGGGUUGGAAUAUUGAUUUUUAUUACGAUAUAUAUAAUUAAAUCAAAAUUGACUCGUCAAUUCAAAUUAUAAUUAAAACCAAUGUCUACAUGCACACAUAACGGUGGAUCAUUUGUAAUCUGCAUGGCUUACGCAAUUAGGAAAAAUAUGAUCGUAUAUAUUAUCAGUAUUCUGACUCCCGCAACGCAUUCGUAACUAGUCUGAAACGUGUUCACAUCGAAACAUUCAAAUAAAUAUCUCUCUAUCACCUAAUAAUGUAUCGCAAAGUUAUUAAUAAUGUGAAAGCACUGAUAGUUGUUAUGUUAUAACGAAGUUACAUAAUUAAAAGUUUAAACAGAAAUCAA